Volvox carteri f. nagariensis is the source of this 2436-nucleotide messenger RNA. It is a transcript of the gene urod3, whose product is annotated as uroporphyrinogen decarboxylase chloroplast precursor. NCBI's taxonomy places the organism in Eukaryota, Viridiplantae, Chlorophyta, Chlorophyceae, Chlamydomonadales, Volvocaceae. The record is from RefSeq and is a predicted model, not a curated record. The transcript is spliced from 9 exons. Gene Ontology annotation, molecular function: uroporphyrinogen decarboxylase activity. The coding region runs from base 139 to 1374 and encodes 411 amino acids. Gene Ontology annotation, biological process: porphyrin-containing compound biosynthetic process.
UAGCUUCCUAAGGAGUCAACGAGUUUUGAAAUCUUUUCAGACACUUUCGCCCCGAAUCUGCAAGCACCAAGUCAGUGAUACGUUGCAACCCGCUGAAAUUCACACUGAAAGCAUCAACACACUACGAUAGCUUUAAAAAUGCAAUCCAGCACAAUGCGGCAAGCGGCGAGCUCCCAGCGCUGCAGCGGACAGCCGUUUAAGCCGAACCAGACUGCACCGCGUGCACGGAUUUGCAGCAUGGCUUGUCAGGCGGCUGGUGCGCAAGAUCCACUGUUGCUGCGCGUUGCAAGGGGCGAAGAUGCUGAGAGGACGCCGGUGUGGCUGAUGCGGCAGGCGGGUCGCUACAUGGCUGCCUUCAGGGAGUUUUCGGACAAGUACCCCUUCCGGAUGCGCUCCGAGACCCCCGACAUCGCCAUCGAGCUCUCCUUGCAGCCGCUGCGCGCCUUCCGCCCCGAUGGCAUCAUUUUCUUUUCGGACAUCCUCACGCCGCUGCCUGGCAUGGGCAUUGAGUUUGACAUGGUUAAGGGCAAGGGCCCCGUCAUCGCCAACCCAGUUCGGUCCGCAGAACAUCUGCGGCAACUUGUGCCGCUCUCCGACCCCGCCUCCCGGCUACCCUUCAUCCAGAAGAUUCUAUCCACCUUGCGACAGGAGGCCGACUCCGAGGGGGUGACGCUGCUGGGCUUCAUCGGUACCCCCUGGACUCUGGCGGCCUAUGCCAUGGAGGGCAAGGCGGACAAGGACUGCAAGGAAACCAAGGUGUGGAAAAUAAUGUUCCACAAUCCAGCGUUGUUGCACUCGUUCCUGGACUUCCUAACCGAGCAGUUGAUUGUCUACGCCGGCUACCAGAUUGAGAGCGGCGCGCAGGUGAUCCAGCUGUUUGACAGCUGGGCGCACCACCUGUCGCCGGCGCAGUUUGCCGAGUUCAGCAUGCCGUACGCAGAGCGCAUCACGCGCGCGCUCAAGGCCAAGUACCCGCAUGUCCCGGUGAUUUUCCACGCCAACGGCGGCACGGGCAAGCUGGAGCUGAUGAAGGAGACGGCGGCUGAUGUGGUGGGUCUGGAUUGGGCGGUGGACAUGAAGGACGCCAGGGCCACCCUCGGACAUGGCGUCAAAGUGCAGGGCAAUGUUGAUCCCAUGUCGCUGUUCGGUCCGGAAGAGCACAUCCGCGUCGAGGUGGAGCGCUGCUUGAGGGCCGCUGGACCCCGAGGACACAUCCUCAACGUGGGGCAUGGUGUCGUACAGGGCACUCCGGAGUCCUCUGUGGCGUUGUUCUGCGAGCUCGCUCGUCAGUCGGGGCAAAUACACGCCAAGACCGCCCCAGCUGCAACAGCUGCUACUGCCAGCAGCGGAGUCCGGGCGCCGGUGUUGGCAUAGACCAAUAAGGUACAACUCAAGGUGUACACGCACACGCACAAACACACAUGGUGGGAACAAGGGAGGGCCACCCUCAGCCGUAGGACGUACGGAUUUGGAUUUCAAAAAAGGGUGUCUGGAUCUGCGGUGCUGUCGGGCUCUGGUAUAUUUUAUUACAAUUAUGAUUUCCAAAAUUGUUGAAUUUUAGGAGAGGGAGGAAGGGUUGCCUCGGCUGUCCUGGAUACACGAGGGGGAGGUGAGGGCUGAGGGGAGAGGGGGAAAUGGGGGAUUGAUGGAUGUGGUGGAUCCAUUUUGAAUCCGUGUUGGAUCCGACGACCCCGCGAACGAGCGAAAUCGUUUUCGAGAACCCUUUUUGCCCCGAUUGGCGGAUGGGGCCCGCGUGUGUGUAUGUGUGUAUGUAUGUGUGUGUGUGUGUGUGCGGAGGGAGAGAAUCAUCGCUUUGCUGUGUAACGAUAUGGGCCCGGUGAGACCGUUACAUGUGCGGCCAAGGAAAUCCUGGAUCCUGAUUCUGGAUCCUGAAUCCGGAUGCCAUGGAAUCAGUUACAAACGCGGCGUUGCACACACGCGGCGUUGUAUGCACGCGAUGUGAGGAUGGAACCGUGUAGGAGAGGUCUGUCUGCUUUGGCCUUUUUUGAGCUUUUCUUUUUGAGCUGUUCGCGCUCCUUGUUGAGGCUCCACGAGGAGGAGCGUUUCAUGCAUGCGGUGGUGGCGGCGCGAGCGUGUUGUCAGGUUAUGGUGGCGGCGCGGAGAAUCGGGCAAGCUAUAGAGGCCAGGAUCCUGCAUGGGUGGGAGGCAGGGAGGCUGCCGAAACCAAGAGGGGUUGUGUGCCUAGGGUAGAUGAGCGCAAAAGAUGUCGGAAAUGUUUUUUCUACGGCGGGGAGGGGCUGUUGCAGCUGAGCAUCAUCAGUUGCUUUCGGAGCCAAGGUGCUGCCAAGGUUUUGUUUUUUACUUCUGACGCGGCUUCUGACGCUUUUGACAAUUAACACAUUGGAUUGCAUUGCUCUACCCAUGUGGGUGAUUUUGUGGCAAAGGUGAAGUGGUGUGUAAGCUGUUUUCCUUCCG